AACAGCGAAUUGUCACUCAACUGUUGAGUCCGUUGAAUGCGCCCAUUGUAAGAGUAGUUUCAGACAGUUGGAGACACUUGGAGAGAGAAGAGACAGCUGAGAUUUGAAAAACAAUUAUAAACGCGACGAAGUGUAACCGGAAAUCUUAAAAUAAUUUGUGCAAAAUUGACAUAUAUAUAUAUACAUAUAAUGGAAGAUACAAAUAAUUUCAUGGAUGAUUCAGUAAUAGAUGUUUCCCCUUCAAUAGAUGUUAUUGAUUUAACUAAGGAAUCACCAAGUUCAGUCAGACCUUUAAGAAAAUCACGUCAGAGAAAUGUCGAAAAUGUAUCUUCUAGCAAUAAUGUAACCAGCAAUUCAGAUCAAAGGCCUAUACCUCCCAUUGUUUUAGGAAAUACACAAGAUACCCAAAUGAAAAGUACUAGAAAGAAAGAAAGAGUUUCUCAGGCUACAAGUGAAGUUUUGAUCCUUGACGAUACUAUUGAAGAAGAUAAAAUAUGUUAUUCAGUUCAAUCAGAUAUUAAAGAACCAGUACCUCUUACAUGCCCAAUAUGUUUUGAAGCAUUAUCUUCCAAACUGAAACCUUAUACUACUCGUUGUGGACAUCUGUUUUGCUUAGAAUGUUUGCAGACAUUCCUUCAGACAGCUAAAAAAUGCCCAACUUGUAAAACAACUAUAGCUUUAAAAUCUUGUACUCGUUUAUAUUUUUAAAUAUUGUAAAACAUUAUACAAGCCGUUCC
Acromyrmex echinatior (Panamanian leafcutter ant) is the source of this 737-nucleotide messenger RNA. RefSeq lists its product as uncharacterized. The record is from RefSeq and is a predicted model, not a curated record. Lineage: Eukaryota; Metazoa; Arthropoda; Insecta; Hymenoptera; Formicidae.